AUGGACACAUCAUCUGACUGGGAGACAUACCCUUUUACUUGCUUCUGGUCACAAUUAAAAUCAACCAAUCAAAACCCUCGUACUAGAAUUAAACAUGCCACUUGUAUCCAUGGUAACCAUGUUUAUAUGUCUGGAGGAAAAGACGCUACCAAACCACUGAAAGAUUUCUGGAAAUUUGAUCUCAAAAGUGAAGAAUGGGAAGAAGUAGUAACAAAAGGAUUAGAAAUAGGUCAUCUUCAAGGUCACACACUUUCUUCAUAUCAGAGAUUGAUAUUAGUAUUUGGAGGAGAAUUUUCUAAUAGUUAUGACUGCGCUUCAUUAUUCAUUUACAAUCCUGACCUAAAUCACCUUCGACGAUAUAUUGGAGAUGGGAGUAACCAGCCCACUGGUAGACGCGAACAUACCAGUAUUAUUUAUAAUGAUAAGUUAUAUAUAUAUGGAGGUUUUAAUGAUAUGAAGGGAUCAAUAGGUGAAUUAUGGCAGUACAGCAUUGAUGAAGAAGAAUGGCAACUUCUACCUCAACCAACUAGAAAUCAUCCUGGAUCACGUCAUGCUCACACUGCCUGUCUCCAUGGUAACAGUAUGUGGAUAUUUGGAGGAAUGAGUGAUUUAACAGUUAAAAAUGAUUUAUGGCAAUAUAACUUUGUUUUACAGAAAUGGUUUCAACAUAAACUAUUAAAUGGCCCCCCCUCAUUAUCAGGACAUUCAUCAGUUAUUGUUGGUAGUAAUAUGUUGAUAAUUGGUGGUGUCAGACAUGGUCAAAUUUCUUCUGAUAUCUGGUCACUUCAUAUAGAUUCUUUAACAUGGAGUAAGAUAGAGCAAGAUAAUACAGCAGCAUUACCUCCUUUGACCCAGCAGUCUGUCAUAGCUGUGUCUAGCAGCAAAUCUCAAACCACCAGCCAAAAUAAUCGUACAGCCUCUGUGCCUCAAUUACAAAGGAAAAAAAUCCGAGCCAGUCAAUAUUCAUUACCUGAACGUCCAAAAACAUCACCUCAAAACAUUCAUUCUACAUCUGUUAAUUUUCAUAAUAAAAUUUUCCCUGUUGAUGACAAUCGCAUUGAGGAGUUUCAACUUUCAACACUUGAUUCAUUAAAGGGAGUUAACUCUCAUUGUGAUAUUGUACAUUUUCCUCAUAUAGAUGAGAAGCCUUUAUUAAAUGAUAGUUUAGGUAACAUUAGUGUAGGUGUAGAUAAUUGUGCUAAUGAUAUAUCAGAAAUGAACGAUUUCAGUACACAGGACAAAGUUAAAAAACACAACAAUUCAAAACGAUUUUCAAAGAAAUCUGAAGAGCACAAUUUUUACGACUUGUGUUCAAAGUGUAAAAUAAGUGAAAAUUAUUCUCAACCGACUGCAAAACAUAACAAUGUUUAUCGUUCUUAUUGUGCUUUGUGUUCUCAACCUUUACGUCACUCAAGACAUGAAAGUGACAUCACAGUUGAAGAUUUAGAACAUUUGGACAAGGAAAUUAAAAAACAUGGAGAUACAUUAUCAAAUUCUUUCAAAGACAUGCAAGAACAACAAAACUUCCUUGAAAAUAUUGAACUAAAAGAUUUUAAGCCAGGAGGCUGUUCAGCAUUCGGAAGAUGUGAUGUUAUUUCUAUGUGUAAUCAUUGUCAUUCUUCCCAUGUCUGUUGUCGUGGUGAUGGUCAGAGUGGUGGAAGUGUUGAAGACUCAUUCAUGACAUCUAAUGUGGUAUCUAUAGCCACACAAACAGAUAUUAAUGAAGGGAGGAAUUAUACUGCAACUGAACAAAAGUAUUUAUAUCAGUCUGCUUUAGAUGAUGGUGACUCAGGUAUUGAUGAUGAGAAUAACUGUGCAGUGAAUGAUAAAGUUGAAGUGUUAGUGUUUGGAGGAAAGUCUGUAACAAGGAAUACAGUUGAGGUAUCGCCAAUAACUGUAUGGAAAUUAACAAUACCAUAUUAA
Molecule: messenger RNA, 1923 nt
Organism: Lottia gigantea (owl limpet)
Lineage: Eukaryota; Metazoa; Mollusca; Gastropoda; Lottiidae
Exons: 9
Coding region: 1-1923 (640 amino acids)
Cellular component (GO): Golgi apparatus
Molecular function (GO): protein binding
Source: RefSeq, a predicted model, not a curated record